GGUCGCUGCUGCCGCAGCUCUGCCCGGAGCAAGGUGGUAUUUUGGAGUCCCUCCUCCUGUAGCUUGACGGUAGGAUGGCUGCCAUCCAUCUACUGGAAUUUGGUGUGCACAUACUCAGCUCCAUGCUCCUGGUACUCGCCCUUUGUCAUCCACGCACGCUGGAAGGACGUGAGAGACGCUGCCAUGGAGCCCCCCAGCCAGGCCGCCGUGCCCCUCUCCGGGCUCGCCAGGACAUCGAUCUGGACGCCCGUGCCUUGGGAAAGGAGGUUCAACCCUAAGCACAUCCUCUCUGGGAAGCCAGGAAACAUGGAGGAGCCACCUGAGAGCACGAUGUUGCCCAGCACGUCCCUCCUGGCAUGGUCGGGCACCGUCUGGAGGCUCUGCCAGGCCAGCUGGUGCAGCCCGGGGCAGCCGUGCUGGAGCAGCUUGGGCUGGAAGAGCGGCUCCGGGCAGCAGAACCGCUCCUUGCCCAGGGUUAUCCAGCGCCCAUCUGGCGUCUGGAAUCGGGCUGGAUGAUGGCAACCUUGGUCCUGGAGGUCCCUUUCAUAGUCCAGGGAGACGUAGCAGCACUGCUUCUUCAGCUGGGACAGCGUCUUCCUGGUCAGGGCGUGCAGCGCCGCGGGCUGGUUGGGGCUCUCCAGCAGCAGCUGGUGCAGGUGGCUGGAGAGGAGCUCCCCGGCCACCCCCAGGCGCUGGGUGCCCUUCCUCAGGGUCUGGCCCAGGCAGACGGUGGUGACGUGGGACACUCCCGCCCCGGCCUCCACGGCCAGCCCGGUGACUCUGCCGUGGGCGCAGAGGGACAGGAACCCGGUGUUGGCCAUGUGCAGGGCUGGCACCCCGAAGCUCUCGAAAAGCACCUCGGCUGCCUUUACCCUGUCGGUGGCAGGGCAGGACGGGGACUCAGCCAGGAGCACCGGGUGUUCCUCUGGUGGAACUCUGAGGCUGCAGGAGAAGAGGUGGCCCCACAGGCUCUUCAUGCCAUCCCAAUCCUCAACGAUGCCGUGCUGGAGCGGGCAGGACCUGGCUGCUGCGGCGAAGCCUUCCGUGCUUCCCGUGGCAGUGGGAUGCUGCUGGCUGUCCCUCCUGGGGCCUGCACUGCAGGGGUGCAGCAGCACAGUCCUUAGAACAAACUGGGGCUGCCUCUGCCCCGCAAAGCCACCCCGGGUGAAGCUGCUGCCGCUGUCGAUGAUGACUGCAGGCUUCAGCAUGGCUGGCACUCCGGAGGGAUGCCGGGGAGGGAGGAAGAGCCUGCAGCGGGACAAGAGGGGUCUCGUGAAGCCAAACCAGGCCCAAGUACCUGCUCUACAAGGGAGAGCAGCUCAGCCCCACUGCAGGACAGCAGUGCCUGCUCUAGAAGUGUCUGGAGGUAUGAGACCUCCUCGAAGAUAGAGCAGUUCCUGACCCGAUUCCUGCUUCGGGAAACCAUGCACCAGCUGCAGUCCCUGCAGGCAUCCCUGGAGUGUGCUGUGGACACCGUGGAGGAGCAGGCAGGACGGGAGAGAAAGGACAUAAAAAAACCUGAGACUUCAGUUGGCCUGAGGUCGGGGAGACGGUGUGGGCGCAGAGGACAGAAAAACAUCUGUCUGUCUCCAACAGACCCCUAUUCUGGGAUGCUGACAACAGGUGUUUGUGUCGAGGACAACAGCCAGUGGAUGGCUCAGAUCAACAGGCUCCAGCAGCUCAUCGAGAAGCUGGAAUGCAAGAGCCCACGCCUGGAGCCGCUGAAGGAGGAAUCCAUGUGCAAAGGACAAGAUGCACACAUCCUGGUGGCCAAGAGGCAGAUCUCAGUGGCCACGAGCAGCAUCGAGGAGUUCCGGCAGGCGUUCCGCUCCUACACCGAGGGCACCGCCGGGCACAGCAGCUGCCUGCAUGUCUCUGCCUGCAAGCUGACAGACGAGGCCUGCUUCAUCCUGUACGAGUUCUGGCAGGACGUGACCUCGUGGAGAAGCCACUUGCAGUCCAGCUGCAGCAAGACUUUCCAGCAGUCCAUCAUCAGCUUGCUGGAGUCCCCGGAGCUGCUGACCACCAUGCUCUUCCCAGCUUCCUGGUGGAUCAUGAACAACAACUGACCCAGGCAGACACCUCAGGACACCGUCAGCAUGCGGGAGGACACGGAGCCCUCGGCACAGCCCUCGCCUUCCCUCAUGUUCCUCCUCUCCCUGUCCCUCACCCCCUCCUGCUGCCCAGCAGGGCUGCCUGCCCUUGGCCCUGCCAGUGUUUCACCCCUGCUAUUCUCCUGUUAAUUUACUUAUUUAUUUCCACCCCAAGACAGUCUCUGAGCUGCCUGGCGAGAGCGGAGCACUCCCUGAGUGCUGGGGGGAGCCGUGUUUGGGGGUGACACCCUGGCCCUUGGGGGACCACUGGUCUGGUUGCUGUGUCCCCUCAGCCCCUCCUGCACUCCAGCUCCUCUUCCUCCCGGUUCUAAGGGCUGCCCAAGGCUCCAUGGGGUGUUGGGAUGGGCAGGGGGACAUGGCUGGGGCCAGCUGUGACAUCCCUGUGCCCUGCCCACCAGAGCCACCCUGGGCCAGCAGCACCUCUGCCCAGGGAGCCAGGUGGCCUCCUAUGGAUUGUGAAUAAGUGUUUUAUAGGGAAAAAAGUAUUUAAUGAACUAUUUCUGGCAAGGUGUGCCUGAUCAGGCCCUGACACGCUGGCAGCCUGUGCAGCCACUGCAGUGGCCUUGAGACUGACCUUGUGUGCCCCAGCUGUGCCCAAGGCUGUGCCCGUCUCCAGCACACCCUGCUCCUCAGGGAGACAGCAUGGAUCCAGCCCCAGCACAUCCCAGUCCCUGGGGAGGCCAGAGGGGCUCCAGUCCCAGCACGUCCCUGGGAAGGCCAGUGUGGCUCUGUCUCUGUUGCUUCAUGAGUUCACAUAAACAGGCAUUAGCACCAGGCAGUGCUGCCAGAGAGGCUGUA
Manacus vitellinus (golden-collared manakin) is the source of this 2912-nucleotide messenger RNA. It is a transcript of the gene NECAB3, whose product is annotated as N-terminal EF-hand calcium binding protein 3. Gene Ontology annotation, biological process: regulation of amyloid precursor protein biosynthetic process. The coding region runs from base 1227 to 2069 and encodes 280 amino acids. Gene Ontology annotation, molecular function: calcium ion binding. The transcript is spliced from 9 exons. Lineage: Eukaryota; Metazoa; Chordata; Aves; Passeriformes; Pipridae. Gene Ontology annotation, cellular component: Golgi cis cisterna; cytoplasm; endoplasmic reticulum. The record is from RefSeq and is a predicted model, not a curated record.